This is a messenger RNA of Penicillium oxalicum, 2031 nucleotides long. RefSeq names its product aspartate--tRNA ligase MSD1. The record is from RefSeq and is a predicted model, not a curated record. Gene Ontology annotation, cellular component: cytoplasm; mitochondrion. The transcript has 2 exons. The coding region runs from base 1 to 2031 and encodes 676 amino acids. Gene Ontology annotation, biological process: aspartyl-tRNA aminoacylation. Gene Ontology annotation, molecular function: ATP binding; aspartate-tRNA ligase activity. NCBI's taxonomy places the organism in Eukaryota, Fungi, Ascomycota, Eurotiomycetes, Eurotiales, Aspergillaceae.
AUGAUACGUACGGCAGGCAUUCGAUUGCCAUUGUGUAUCCGUCAGAGCUUCGUGAGCUCAAGGGGUAUUCCUUCUGGACAAUGGCAGGCUCAAAAGUCCACUAUCAGGCACUUUGUCCGCUCGGCGCGCCGCCUUGAAUCGGAUGCUUCUGUACAGCUUCCUGGGUUCUUGGAGGCUUAUAAGAAAGCGGUGGAAUUCCCUGCUGCCACACAUGACUUUGAAACAUUUCUCUCACAAGCCCAGCCAAACACCGAAGUGGUUCUCCAUGGAUAUCUGGGUCAGCGCGCAGAUCUGUCGAAGAAGCUAUCGUUUGUGCGUCUGACCGACCCAACGAUGAAACACAGUCUUCAAGUAGUCGGGUUUGCGAAAAACGAUGCCUUUGAGAAACUCAAGACGAUCAAUGCCAACAGCCCCGUCGCUGUGCGUGGCAUCGUGCAGCAGAAAAAGAAGAAAGCUUCAGAUAAUGGGAGCAGUGCUGCGGAUUCGUGGGAACUCGCCCUUGAGGAUAUCCAUGUCUUGAACGAUUUUCCAAAGGAUAUCAUCAUGACCUCCGAGACGGUCUUUGCGCCCGAACAAAGAUACCUUCAACUCCGGUCUGAUGCCGAGCUACGUGAGGCGCUUCGUUUUCGUGCGGAGGUUCGGAAUGUCUGCAAAAAGGAGCUUGAAGAGAACAACCAACCGGCAUUUGUGGAGAUCGAGACGCCUCUUCUGUUCAAGUCCACGCCAGAAGGUGCGCGUGAGUUUUUGGUCCCGACGAGGCGACCUGGACUGGCAUAUGCGUUGCCUCAGAGCCCACAGCAAUACAAACAGAUUCUGAUGGCAAGCGGUUUACCACGUUACUAUCAGUUUGCGCGCUGUUUCCGCGAUGAGGAUCUCCGCGCCGACAGACAGCCCGAAUUCACCCAGCUGGAUCUGGAGAUGUCGUUCGCCACGGGCGAUGAUGUGAUGCGGACCGUGGAAGGUGUGAUUCGUCGACUUUGGUCAAGUCUGAUGAACACCCCAGCGCCAGAGGGUCCUUUCCGAAGAGUUGCGUACCAGGAAGCCAUGGCCAAAUAUGGGUCAGACAAACCAGACACGAGAUAUGGCAUGGAAAUCAUGCGACUGGACUACUUAUUGCCAGUCGACCUCGUCAUGAAGAUCUCGCCGCUGGCCGAUCCCAUUGUGGAAGCAUUCAAACUGGAAAACAUGAACAACGACCCGGCUGAGACUCAAAGAUUCAUUACGGAAUUCUUAGACUCGCCCGCCGGUGCCCCCUUUAACAACAACCCUCACGGUGGACCCGGUGUUUUCGUAUACAAUGGCAAACAGCCCCUUUGUGGAUUACAACCAUUCGGCUUUGAGGCUGCCGAAAAGGUCGAAGAGCUUCUUGAUCCAGAUCACGGCGAUCUGAUCAUCCUACAGGCUCGCCCUCGCGCCCCAUUCGCCGGUGGCUCAACACCCCUGGGUGACCUCCGCCGCGCUCUCCACGCCCACGCAGUAUCAACGGGCUUCAAAGACACUCCCACCGGAUUCGACUUUAUGUGGGUCGUUGAUUUCCCUCUCUUCUCGCCAUCUUCCGAAUCCGAACCCGGCCAAGGCGGCGCCGCCGGCAUCUCUUCGACUCACCAUCCAUUCACUGCCCCCAAAAGUGCGGCUGACGUUGAACUCCUCCUCACCGAUCCCACCAAAGCCGUAGCCGACCAUUACGACCUCGUCGUCAACGGCGUCGAGCUCGGCGGCGGAAGCCGACGUAUUCACGACGCUGCCGUCCAAGAAUUUAUCUUCCGCGACAUUCUCAAGAUGCCCGCAGAACGUCUAGAAGAUUUCUCUCACCUGUUGGAUGCCCUCCGCGCCGGAUGUCCGCCGCACGCGGGUCUCGCACUUGGCUUUGAUCGACUUGUCGCCAUAAUGCUGGGGAAGGAGUCCGUUCGGGAUGUCAUUGCUUUUCCAAAGACUGGUAGGGGUGGUGACGAUGCUAUGGUUCGAGCGCCAAGUCCCAUGACUGAGGCUUCGCUUGAGACGUACCAUUUACAGCUGAGGAAACCUGCGUAG